UGACGCGACAUGGCAAAAUUCAAGAUGGCAUCUAGUCUUAUGUGUUGUAGCGUUAAUGCACAUUCAGUAAAUUACCUGUUGUGAUCGUGGUGCAGCGACGCUGAACUUCUUUUGGGUGUGUAGACAAUCAGUGUCAAGGGUAGUUUCACUGAAAAUUGAUGUGUAGUCUACCAUAACGGACACGGGUGAAAUAGUCUAUCUCUUACAACGGAACAUUUCAGAGUCGUAGUUAUGUCAGACUAACUCUCAGGCGUGGCGCCUCCGGCAAGGAAUUGUUGUGGGAUCAUGGAGAGUGACUGCCGGAUCCCGACGUCGUGCUGCAGGCCCAGGAUUCUGGUCCUCCACGCGCUUUUCUGGGGCCUUGUGUCUCUCAGGGUAUUUGGGGCCUCGUUACUCUCAAUGGAUGACAAGACAACAGUAACAAGGCCUGUCACCACUCCUUGCUGGCAAAUGGAAGAAUUUGUGGUGGCCUCAGAGUGCUCAGAAUGCAGUGCCUUUCACGCGAAGACAUGGGCAGUGUGCAGUCUGACGGGAUACAUAGAGCGGAUCAAUUGUACCAAGUCCAACAAAGAGGACUACAAGAGCUGUCGCUCCACCCUCAUGGAGGAGCAUCUCUUCUGGAAGUUUGAAGGAGCCAUGUUGGGCCUCAGUGUUGUCUUCGCCCUUGUGGUGGUUGUCAGGCAACGGGCCCUGGACCGCUUGGCGUCAGAGAAGGUCCGCCGGCAGAUUGAGUCGAUCUAGCACCUGGACCGGAGCCACACCUUCCUUCCCCGGCUCAACAAUAGAGCCCACUCUUUCCAGACCCAGACUGUGCUGAAUAAUUAAAUGAGAUUGAGACACAAGAGGCCAAGUCAUCCCCCCCAAACAAAAACUGACUUGUCUGACCUGGACUGAUCCUCACUGACUCAGCUCGUCUGCCUACAGGCUCAUAUUGAGCAUGAUUUGGACCUGAAUGCUCUUUUAUUGCGUCGGAACUGAACUCAGGUCAGACCAGACAGACAAACAAACAAACUCUCCAAACGGUCAGAAGCUUGUUAUUCACCUAUCCAUCCUGGACAUAUCAAAACAUAUCAAGACAAACUGCAAAGCCCUUUUGUUGUUUUUAUGCAAUCUGUGCUCAACCAGUAGUAUUGACCUCAUUAAUUAGACAUUACUGGUACAGUGAACUUAAGAUAACCAAGGGCAUGACUUAACUGUAAGGACACUGUUCAUUGAAGUGACUUAUUUUAUUCACCUGUGAAUGUGAUCCACUGAGAUCAUGGUGAAAGAAGUGGACCUCCAACUACAAGCAACCAAUACCGUGGACUUUUCAAAGCACAGUAGGCAUAUUGGAUGUUCUCACUAAGUGGACACAGUAUUUUGAAUCAUGUGGACUGCUGGGGGGGGUGGGGGGUGGGGGUGUCUUAAAGAGAUGAGAAUUUUAAAAUAUAAGUUAAGUACAAAAAUAGGGUAACGUAUAAUAAAUAUGAACAAGAGUCUGGUUCAGGUGAAAAAGUGUUGCCCACCUCUCUUCAGAUGAGCCUUAUUAUUUUUCCUCUGGUGUCUUGUGUGCUAUAUUUAGUCUCGCCGCUUGCAGUGUGAUUCAUCUUAAGUAGCAUGAAUGUAGCCUUAAGGCAUGAUAUAGCAGGUCCAAUCUGGAAUCACUUGUUUGUGGACUUGUGAACUUUUACAUUUAUGCUAUUUACAUGGAACCACUGUGCUGUCUUUUACAUCCUCACCAGGUGUUUGCAUUUGGUGGUUCUGCAGCCACAGUCUUGAUUGAAAAGUAAUUUGGACAAGUAGAUGGUAUUAUUAUUAUUAUUAUUGUCCUCUUUUGAUAAUGAUUUUGAUAUUCAUGAAUUAGGCAAUAUCUGCAUGCAGUGGACUCUGUGAUUAUAAAGUAGUGUUUUUAAGAAAAAUAAGUAUUUUAAGUAUUAAGAAUAUCAUGCAGAGAUUUUAUUUUUAUUUUCCUGCUCCAGCCUCAGGGUACGCUGUGUUAAGGCUGUUGGUUGUGAACACUCACCGGCUGUGUGGUAACUUAACGGACAGAUUUAAACAUAGUCAUCUUCACGUAUGUAGUUAAGGUGACUUUGCCAGAGGGUGAAAUAACAUCCCUUAAAAGACAGUGGGAAAAAAAAAAGCUCUCAGGAGAUGUGACUCAGAUCGUAGAACAUGACGACAAACCUGUCAUCCAGGUGUAAUCAACCUAAAAGAAUCGUUUUAAUCUGUUCUUUCAGAACUCGGGUGUCCUGAGUGGCCUCUUUUUUUUUUUUUUUUUCAGGGUUUAUUUUUCCGUGUUUCAAGGUUAUGCACAUGGGCUUUUUUUCCGAAAGGAAUCAUUUUUUCUUUUUUUUUAAAGGUGGUCCUUGUGAUUAUCAAACUGAAGCACAUUUCCUGUCACUUUACUUAAAUUGGUCAAUGAAAUUCAGGUUUCACCAGUCCAACCAUACCAAAGGGUGGCAACUAAAGUUGUUCCGUGUUCAUUAACCUUGAAUUGUUUUUGCUCUAAAGACUUUGGGAGAGCAUGCGUGCAAGAGGGUUGUGCAUUUGCAUAUGUGUGUGUGUGUGUGUGUGAGGGAGAGGGAGGGAGGGGACCCGGGAGGAUGUUACAUCACGUUCAUACCACCUGAGACUGCUCUGUUUUAACCACAGCUAAAAAUCCAAAAGGAUGUAGAAGACAUAAUAUACUCCGUAACCGCAUUGGACAAACAGUUUUACUAAUGAACAACUCUGCCCCCUUGACUGUAAAUACUGUAUUUUUAUCAGAUGUAACAUAUGUUUCCUAUUGUCUGCAGCGGACAGAGGCUCUAUGCUGUAAUAAAAAGAAUGGGACAAA
Messenger RNA from Clupea harengus (Atlantic herring), 2815 nucleotides. It is a transcript of the gene jtb, whose product is annotated as jumping translocation breakpoint. Gene Ontology annotation, cellular component: centrosome; cytoplasm; midbody. Lineage: Eukaryota; Metazoa; Chordata; Actinopteri; Clupeiformes; Clupeidae. Gene Ontology annotation, biological process: mitotic cytokinesis. The record is from RefSeq and is a predicted model, not a curated record.